CGCGAGGAUUUUUUUCUCUUCUCCUACUCGCUACUGUAAUAGUACACUUAGCGAUGACGAAGACCUAUAAGAUCCCGAACAUGAACCUUUUGUCUCUUUUACAACCAGCCCGACGCAUGCUCGGCUACAUGCACUCUGUCAAAGCUGACCUCCUUGCCUUUGCUCGACAGCUCGCCGCCUCUACCCGCGACUCCAAGGCCGCGAAGACCUUCCACGAAACCGUCCACCUCCUCCGCACGGCGUACUUUGAUGCCUCGACCGCAGUGGAUACCCUCGCGGAUGUCAUACAGCCCCUCUCGAUGUGCGUGGUUCCCGAGGGCGAUGAACUGACCGGGUGGCUUUGGCAGAUUAAGGACAUGUACCAAUAUGUGAUCAACGCCUGGGGCGACGCGAUCGGGGCGUUCAACCGCGCGAUCGAGGCGCUGGGCAAGCUGGACCAGGUCAUCGCUAGGUCGUUCACCUCUUCGAGCCCCGUCCGACGCGCGCUGUUCAAGGCCUCGCUCCCCGUGCGCUGCAAGCUGGUAAAACCCUCCCCUCGCGUGAGUAUGCUGACCACAGGACGCGCGACGGUGGCGGACCUCCGGCUCAACGUGCUUGCGCUCGCGGACGUGGCUCAAGAUGUGCAGACCGCCGCCUUCGAGGCGCGAUCGAAGUUCCUCUUGGACGUGAAAGAUGAGAAGGCGCUCAAGGCUGACACAGACCAGGACGAGCGCUGGACGCGGCUGAACAACGAAAUCGACUCCGCCAUUCAAGAGCUGGACGGUGUUUCCCAGGAUAUGAAGGCCACCGCAUCCAAAGUAGCGCAGAUCGCAGUGGCGGGGCGCAAGCGGCGCUGCAACUAACUGGACAUGCAAACGAAUGAUAAC
This is a messenger RNA of Schizophyllum commune H4-8, 866 nucleotides long. RefSeq lists its product as uncharacterized. The record is from RefSeq and is a predicted model, not a curated record. The transcript has 3 exons. NCBI's taxonomy places the organism in Eukaryota, Fungi, Basidiomycota, Agaricomycetes, Agaricales, Schizophyllaceae. Bases 81 to 842 code for a protein of 253 amino acids.